ACCAUUAACCAUAAGUCGCUUCGUUGAGCAUCUGUCUAUCGAUCAAGAAUCUUCAGUAGACUUUGCUACUGAUAACACCCUCAAUAAAAUCUUCAGUAAACUUGAAAGGAAAAGCUCCAAAGUGACUCCGUCAUCAGGGCCCGAUGCAUCACUGACCACAUGUCGGUUUUCGGCUGACCGUCCGACUGUCGUCGAGGAGAUCUCUUGCGUGGAGCUGGAAGCCGUCAAGAUAGCCACUGAGAAGCUGCAGCUGUGCGGGGGCUGGAGUGGGCAGGCUAGCUACGCGCUGGAUGGAUGCGUGGAUGCUGGCCUGCUCCGACCACCGCCGCAGCCGCACUCCAGCCAACUUGGAACUGUUUAUGCUACCAAGAGGAGACGGAGGAAUGGGAAAAGCAUCAAACCACCUUCAAAAGACGGCGUCACGAAGAGCAACCCGAGCAAGCGCCACCGGGAGCGCCUCAACGCGGAGCUGGACACGCUGGCGUCGCUGCUGCCCUUCGAGCAGAACAUCCUCAGCAAGUUGGACAGACUGUCCAUACUCCGGCUGUCUGUCAGCUAUCUCCGGACCAAGAGUUACUUCCAAGUGGUCAUGCAUAAGGAAAAAGAAGACAUCCAUGGUCACAGGAGGGAGCACUCGCCCUACGAUCACGCUAUGCCAGACGGGGAAAUGUUUUUACAGGCCCUCAACGGUUUCCUGAUGAUCUUGACUUGUGAAGGCGAGGUUUUCUUCGCGACGCACAGCAUCGAGAGCUACUUAGGCUUCCAUCAAUCAGACAUCGUCCAUCAGUCAGUUUACGAGCUUGUACAUUCUGAAGACCGCGAAGAGUUGCAGCGACAGAUCCUUUGGAACUCCUUCCUGCCUCCAGAAGUCAGCAACCUGACGUUGCAAGACGUCCUGCGUCCGGACCGAGCGCAUCUUCUAGAAAGGAGCUUUACUGUCAGAUUUAGAUGUCUUCUUGAUAAUACUUCUGGGUUCUUGAGGCUUGACAUCCGAGGUCGUAUCAAAGUCCUUCACGGGCAGAAUAAGAAGACAGAGGAGCCGCCACUCGCGUUAUUCGCGAUAUGCGCGCCCUUCGGACCCCCCAGCCUUCUCGAGAUCCCGCAGAAGGAAGUCAUGUUCAAGAGCAAACACAAGCUCGACCUGUCUCUAGUCUCAAUGGAUCAACGGGGUAAAAUGCUGCUAGGUUACACGGAUGCCGAGCUGGCGAACAUGGGAGGCUAUGACCUAGUACAUUACGACGAUCUAGCCUACGUCGCCAGCGCUCAUCAAGAAUUAUUAAAAACAGGUGCUUCCGGAAUGAUCGCAUAUCGCUUCCAAACUAAGGAUGGUCAGUGGCAGUGGCUGCAGACAUCCUCCAGACUAGUCUACAAGAACUCCAAACCAGACUUUGUUAUUAGUACGCAUCGGCCGCUCAUGGAAGAAGAAGGGAGAGAUUUACUUGGUAAACGAACGAUGGACUUCAAAGUGAGCUACCUCGACACCGGCCUAACUAGCUUAUACUUCUCGGAAACCGAACAGCUCUCUGGAUGCGAGACAAACGUUACUACACCUCCAAGAACCGCAAGGAGAUAUAAAACUCAACUCCGGGACUUCCUCUCAACUUGUAGGAAUAAGAGAAGAGUCCCCACAACUCCAGCACCUCCACCAGUGGACUAUUUAGCAGCAGAUGCAGUAGCCGCAGCGUACACGAAUUUAAAUGGAGCAUACACAGCUCCUUACGGGGAAUAUCCACCAGCCCCAACAUUACACUAUGCACCGCCACCUUUAGACGACAGAUUCCUAACAGCAGACAAUCUCUUCCAUCAGUAUAAGCCACUAUCGUACCACUACACUCCUUACGCGCCCAACGGCUUCUUAGAACCAGCUCCGCCGCCUGGGUAUGAAGUCGCGCCGGCCUAUCACCGACCACCUUCGAGAGAGUACACUUACGUGGAUAGUAGCGGGAGGUACAUGAGUCCUGUGACGGGGCAGGAGAGGAGGUCGCCUUCCGUAGUGCCGGGACCAAGUCCGGCCGGGUCGAGCAACUCGGAGCAGGAGCGGAUGCAGCAGCCGCAAGCUUCGGAGAUGCCGCGCCAGACGGUGCUCAUGUGGGGCGCCGGCGGGGCGGCGCAGGAGGUCCCCGUCGAGUACUCCCCUCCACAGGUUUGGCGUUACCAUCCAUCGCAUUACCAUACCGCUGAAGCCACUCAGUAAACUCAAUAUGUAUACUUCCUAAACUGGAUCGUCGAAAUUUUGAAUUUUGUAUUAGAUGCCAAUUUAAAUUGUUAUUUAAAUGAAAAUUCUUAAUAGAUGAUCGAAAUUAUCGCAAUCUUUGUUACCAAGAUUUAUUUUCUUAUACCUCGCUCAGUGGUGAGACCGCAUCGGUCUUUAGGUCUUCUCAGACUUAAACAGGGUCCUUCCAGUAUCUUUGUAGAUACGUCUUGAUGUAUAUUUAUAAUUCGAGAAUUUUAUCCAAAUAUAUUAAAAGAUAAGCGUUUUGUAGAAUAAAUAAUACGGAUCACGCAACGCAAUGUUACACAUUAUAGGUUUAGUGAUUACUUUGUAAAUAUUUUGAAUAGAUAGCUUGCUUUGUAUGGGGGUUGGCCACAAUGGUUCCUUUUGAAUCAUCAAUUAAGUUGAGCCAAGCGAUAUUGUUUCAUAACACUGGCGACUUGUUAAAAUGGUCAAUUCCUUAAGAUGCCUUGUUUAUAUGAGGAUCCUUAUCUAGUUCAUCUAAAUUAUGUUCAUUUCAAGCUAUUUUAUCAACCCUCUGUAUUUAAUCUAGUACUGGUUUGAAUCCUUUAUAUCUGGUUUACCAAUUAGGUGCAUAUUAUGAAUUGUCGUUGUAUGUAAAUUGUUGUGUAUUAUUAUAAUUUGUUUUACCAUUAUUGCAGGCACUUCACAGUACUUUAAGUUAUGCGGCAAGCCUCGUAUAAACAAGGUACAUAUAUUUUUAAUUUCGCUUCUAUAAAUACAAGGCGAAAUGUCAAUACUUCUUGAAUUAUGCAAUACAUAUCAUUAUUUAAGCACGCAGUUAUAAUCACUUAUCACUUAAAGCAGUCGACCAUUUUAAUUCGAAAUGUGAUUCGGUUAAUUCGUGUGUUUUAUUUAAAAUGAAAAAUCUGUCUUUAGUAGCCAAAUUAUUGUAAAAUACUGACGCAUCUAUUGUAAAAAAAGAAGAACAUUAUGCAAAAAGGAUACAAUCAUAUUAUUUCUUAUAGAAGUGAAACAAAAUUUAAAUUAAGAUUAUCCGAUUUUUUCAAAUGUACGAAAGUAUGCAACAAUGGGCUUAUUUUAACAUUCAUCGAUGAUUUGAUAAUAAGUAAUUGUUUUUUUUUUAACUUAAGUAGCAGAUUUUCUUUGUAAAAUGUGCCCAUUGUUUAGGCUUUUUGUCUUGCUUUUGCACUGUCUUUUGUUAAAAGGUCGACUGCUUGCACUGCCGAACCAACGCAAUGAAGCACUGUAAAUACACUACGCGUGCCUUCCACAUACUUCUUUUGUUUUUUCUUGUACACAUUUUUUAAAGCAUACUCUAUAUGAGAAGACUAUAUCAAAGACAAGAAAUAACAAUGGAUCGAUUGUUUUUGGAGCCAUAUUGAAGCUCUCAAUUUGAAAUAUUUUCGUCUAGAACAAAAGUAGAAAAAAAAAAUUAUGUUA
Trichoplusia ni (cabbage looper) is the source of this 3637-nucleotide messenger RNA. RefSeq names its product aryl hydrocarbon receptor (gene ss). Gene Ontology annotation, molecular function: nuclear receptor activity; transcription cis-regulatory region binding; protein binding. The record is from RefSeq and is a predicted model, not a curated record. Gene Ontology annotation, biological process: regulation of transcription by RNA polymerase II. The transcript is spliced from 9 exons. Gene Ontology annotation, cellular component: nucleus; aryl hydrocarbon receptor complex. Bases 590 to 2194 code for a protein of 534 amino acids. NCBI's taxonomy places the organism in Eukaryota, Metazoa, Arthropoda, Insecta, Lepidoptera, Noctuidae.